Molecule: messenger RNA, 972 nt
Organism: Dermacentor andersoni
Lineage: Eukaryota; Metazoa; Arthropoda; Arachnida; Ixodida; Ixodidae
Biological process (GO): sodium ion transmembrane transport
Cellular component (GO): plasma membrane
Molecular function (GO): ligand-gated sodium channel activity
Source: RefSeq, a predicted model, not a curated record
UGAAGCAUGAAUCAGGUUCAGAGGCGCUGUGCUAUUUCUUGGUUGCUAAGUUCAGUCAUGGUCGUGCUGUGCACGGCCACAUUUAUGUACCAGGCUGGUUUGCAGGUCAGGAAUUACCUCGAAUACGGCCAUCAGUCCAUAAUAACAGAAGUGAAAAGGCGGGACCUCGUGUUCCCGUCAGUGACUGUCUGCAGCAAUAGUUGUUUCAGGAUUAACAAAAAGUCUGAGGCUUGUCUCAAGACCCCUCGGCUAUGCACCAAGUUUAGCCAGGAGGUGACGUUUGCAAUUUUCCGAGCCCAGUACGAACCAGAGAUGCGGGAACUUGUCGGAUAUAAACCGCAAGAAAUUUUUGAAUGCCUCAUGGAGUCAACCAGCUCCGAGUGUCGGUCGUUCAGCUGCGUUGACCAGUAUUAUUGUUAUAAACACACUAAAAAUAACAACCAUGCAUUCUUUAAUUAUGUGAUUCUGAAUUUCAGCAUCCGGAUAACAUUUCUACGUUUGCCUAUCAUGCUUUGUUACACCAUAGACAGUACUCUUUAUGGAGGCCCUGACAACAUGCUUGAGAAGUGCAGCGCGCCCUGGCUAUACGAACUGCGUAUUCGCCUGCGCUUCAUCGAGAAAAACACUCUACGUUUGAUGAGCUUGCUGCCGUUCCCGGUGUUCGUGCAGCGGCCGCAGCUGUGCCAACCCGAGCGCAACGCCGCCAUCGCCUUGGUUCCACAGAAGAGCUACGACAUCGCCAUAAAGCAGCAAACUAAACGACGCCUGCCGUCCCCUUUCACUUCACGCUGUAAGGACUACGUCAGUGAAGGCGUUAAGGAUGAGUUCUACGGAUUUUCAUCUCAAGAGUCAUGCACUCAGACAUGCUUGAUGAAGAAAGAGAUGGAACUGUGCAGCUGUCACAUGUCGGAUCACGAAUACUCAGCCACGUUUAAAGGGCGCAUCUGCGACUUAUUGGAAGGAAGUAAGUGA